CGGUGCGCGCUGAGCGCAGGCCAAGCUGCAGCAAGCGAGCGCCGUGCGCGCGCGAGGGAGAGAGAGAGGCAGAGAGCGCCAGGCGACGGCGGCGAAGGCGCAGAGAGAGUCUCGGGCAGCCCCGGCGCGGAGGGCAGGGCGGCCGGUCGGCCAAGGCGGAGCCGCGCCUGCGUGCGUCAGGCUCCAGCUGUGGCAACUCGGCAAAGUUCCGCCGAGGCUGGGCGAGCGGCGCCCGGGAGGCGAGCCGAGAGCGAGCCGGAGCUCGGGCAGGAGGACGCACGGCGCUUUCCCCGGCGCGCACGGCCAGCGCGCCGAGGAAAAGUUUGUGGCGCGGGCGGCGGAGCGGUGGCGCCGGCUUCCCAUGGAGGGAGCGCAGCCCGAGCCGGAGAGAGGCAGCAGAAGCAGCAGCGGCGGCGGCGGUUGCGCGCAGCCCUGAGCGGCGACCGGUUCCCGAGGCGUCUCCAUGGUGUCCCCUCGUCGCCAUGGCCAAAUGGCUGAAUAAGUACUUCAGCCUGGGCAACAACAAGACCAAGAGCCCCCCGCAGCCGCCCAGGCCGGACUACCGGGACAAGCGCAACGGCACGGCGGGCGCGGGAGGCGCAGGGCACCACGGCCACCAUCACCACCACCACAGCCACCACCACACGUCGCCGUGCUUCCCGCGCCACGACACCAGCGACCUGCUGCGCGCCUACCGCGCGCAAAAGGAGCGAGACUUCGAGGAUCCCUACAGCGGGCCCGGCUCGUCGCUGCGCAAGCUGAGAGCGCUCUGCCGCGCCGAGUACUGCGCGCCCGAGGAGCUGCUGGUGGAGACGCCCGCCGCCGGUGGCCAAAAGCCCUUCUCGUCGGCGUCGUGCUGCGGCGGAGAGGGCGGCGGCGGCGGCACCGGCAGCAACCCGGCCGUGGCGUCCGCUUCGCCGCAGCUCUUCCGCAGCCACAGCGAGCGGCGAGCGGCCACGCCGCCCGACGCCGCCGCCGUCAAGUACAUCUCGCCCAAGCACCGGCUGAUCAAGAUCGAAAGCGGAGAGGGCGGCAAGGGCAGCGGCGGCGGCGGGUCCCCCGUCACCUGGAGCCCGUCGGGAAGCGGACGCAAGAAGCUCAACAAGUGCCCCGAGCAAGCGGAGGGCGGCGGCGGCAGUGGCGGCUCCGGCACCAAGAAGGAGAAAGUCCUAAUAGCCGAUGACUACUCAGACCCAUUUGAUGCCAAAAGCGAGGGCAGCAAGACAGGCAAAGGAGAAAACACUGGCUACAUGGAACCGUAUGAAGCCCAGAGGAUCAUGACAGAAUUCCAGAGGCAAGACAGUGUGAAACCCCAGCAGAAAGACAUCCAGCUGUACGACACACCUUAUGAACCUGAAGGCAACGGCGUGGAGUCGGAUUCAGAAAGCGUCGUGAGUCAGCGCUUGAGAGAGAGCAAGUUGCCACAAGACGACGACAGGCCUGCAGACGAAUACGACCAGCCGUGGGAGUGGAACAAAGUCUCCAUUCCAGCUUUAGCAGCCCAGUUCAAUGGGGGAGAAAUGAGGCAGUCUUCACCUUCCCCAUCUUCAAACGAUCGGCGUCGACAGCUCCGAGCACCAGGGGGAGGCUUCAAACCUAUCAAGCAUGGGAGCCCUGAAUUCUGUGGAAUCCUGGGGGAGAGAGUGGAUCCGACCAUCCCACUGGAAAAACAAAUAUGGUAUCAUGGAGCAAUCAGUCGGACAGAUGCAGAAAACCUCUUGCGGUUGUGUAAAGAAUGUAGCUAUCUAGUGAGGAAUAGUCAGACCAGCAAGCAUGACUAUUCACUUUCAUUAAAGAGCAACCAAGGGUUUAUGCAUAUGAAGCUGGCGAAAACCAAAGAGAAAUACAUUUUGGGCCAGAACAGCCCCCCGUUUGACAGUGUUCCGGAAGUGAUCCACUAUUACACUGCAAAAAAACUCCCAAUAAAAGGAGCCGAACAUUUGUCGCUCCUUUACCCUGUUGCUGUGCGGACCUUAUAAUUUUGUGCUCUGGCCCGUGCUCCUCCUUCCUGUGGAUUGGAGAUGAGGGGUGCAGCAGCAAAAGUGCUCCUGCGCCGUCUACAGCGAUGCUUCUUGGGACAGAUGUCCAGUCCUGCCUUCCCAGUAGCGGGCUGUUGUAUAGUAAUCAUUGCACUACUUUGCAUGUCCUGUGUGGAAAUAUUGGUUUCUAUUUAUAUGAGAAAGAAAUGGCGUUCAGCCGCUUGAAAGAAAUGCAGGAAUACCGCACCCUCCCCCACGUCAAUGGAAAAGUUGCCAAAUCCAAAGAAUGGCCUUCAAACUUUCCUGAGAUCAGCAAGCUUGACAUCGUCUCGCCCGUGUGCGCAGAAUAUUCCACGUAUCGAAGCAGAACCUGCAAAAUGGACGCAAACUCUUGUGGCAGGAAGGCUGGGUGAGAAACGGCCCGUUGGCCUUCCUCAAACCCUCAAGGCCUGAGAACUGUUUAUUACGCACCCAACCCCAAAUUUGUGUCGUCGUUUUUUCUGCACAGUUUAAUUCAACAUGCGAGAGCCUCACUUUCGUUUUGUUUUGUCACAAUGAUGAUGUGAUCUGAAAAUCUUGAGGAGUAAUUUUGCGACAGCGAAAUGGAAACACAAACAAAAAAAAAGUUCAGUUAUUUAUGAAUAGGGUAUGUACUAAAAUAGUGGUUUAAUAUAUAUAUAUUUUUAUCCCCCUUCCCCUUUUUUUGGUACAAUAAUAAAGCUCUAAGGGUUUUCUGUGCUGAUUUCUAGAUUAAAGGCAGUGAGCUCUGUUUUCUGUUGUGUACGUACAAUGUGAGCUGUGGUGGUUCAGUGGUUUCCGGGGAGGGUGGGGUCAUUACGGAGGGAGUUGAUGUUUACACGACCAGAUUUCGGACCCAAAAGGGCUUUUGCAGAGCAAGCUCCCUUGAGCUGAUGAUGGCACCUAAGCCAAUAGUAGCCUUCCAUCUAGAUAUCCAACAAGCUGAAUUCUCUUCCAUCUCAGGGGUGUUGUGGGAGAAAGCUCAUGAAGAACAUGAUUCUGCUUCUCCAGCUGAGAUGUGCAAGUACAUCAUGUAGUGUAAUAUAAAUCGGGGCUGUUUUCCUACUCGCGACCGUACAACUGGGGCUAUCCUGUUAUGCACACGCGCAAAAUGUGUCUUGUGGUUACUGCUCCUCUUCUGCCUUCGUAACCAAUUGGAAAAGCUCUUGUCCUUCGCAGUGCAAGUGCAGUUGGCUUUCUACCUCAUCUUUAAAGCCUAGGUCCCUUCCCCAUCCAGUAUAGUCUCUGUGCCUAUUGAACAGGAAGACUGGUUAGCUGUAACUUAAGAGCAGAACUUAACAAGAAAAGGCCAGGGCCACAGCACAAACCAGCAGCAAACCUGGUCAGAUCCUUCCCUCUACCUUUCUGACAUCAGUGUUGCUUACCCUGAGAUCCCAAGGGUGUGUGUUUUCAUGGCAACAGCAGCCAAUGAAGCAGAUCAGAGGGGUGGGUGUGCACCACACAUUGGGGUUGGGUCAUGGGGUAAUUGAACUGAAACUCAAUGCUGGGCUGGGCUGCCAUCUUCACCUGCAAGCCCCAUGUUUCCCUGUGUCCACAUUGCUCCAAUAAUAUGGGCUUUGCAACAAACUUUGAGGCUGGUCCACUGCAUUAACCCUUCCCGUAGCACUGUGCAUUUCUCCAUUGGAGAUCCAAGUUGAGAGACUUGCUGUUUUCUCUUUUCUGACUUUCAACAUGGAUGUGAAAUUGGCCCUUUAAAAACAAAACAAAACUGGACUGUCUUUCAAGAAUACAACUUCCCUUCAUUUUUGUGCUGGUUUGAAAGUGUUAAUGGAAUACUCAUUAAUUCAACACUUAUGUAAAAUACUGCUUCAUUGUACUGUACAAAUGUGAAAAGAGAAGUCAUAGAAAUGGUGUCUCUUGUUGGCUAGUUCAUUUUAGCCCCGUAUGGACCAGUUUCCAAGCUGGUAUUAAUUCCAAGGUUCUGUUUUUACCUGUUUUGAGGACAAAAAAAUAAACCUCUGUAAAAGUGUCUGUGGAAUCAGCUGCCGAUAAUCUAAAUGGAAAUGUUCAAACUAACUGUGCAUGCCAAGUGUCUUGUCUGUUGUCGUUUGGUUUUUUUUACAAAUAUUGUGGGGUUUUCUCCCUAAAUGGAGUAAAAUAAUCCGUGUGUUUUUUUUAAAGCAUAAAAACAACCAGUUUUCCUUUUUUUAAUCUUCUUUACAGUCCCUCCUCCCUUGAUAGCAUGUGCCCUGGUCCUUUACAGUUGACUCAGAGUUGCUCACUGUUGCAUUAAUCAUCUGUAGCCAACUUGUGACCUGGGUGCUAGACAAGGAUGUUGCAGUAUACCUUGCCAGGAGCAAGAGUGCCGGUGGGCCUGGCUAUGGCAUAGAGUCCAGCCUAUAUUCCUCUCUGUGCCUCUAGCGUUGUCAGUGCUGCAUGUUCCCCAGCCCAAUUGGCCAGAAGGCAGCACCAAGACUUCCAAAGUGGGAUAUGUUCUCUGGUGCAUUGCUAGACUACCGCUAUCUGAGAAAAUCAGGAAGUUGCCUUAUACCCAGUCCAAUCAGUUGAUCCAUCUAGCUCAGUGUGCACCAGUGUUCUGCAACCCUUGGGUCCCCAGAUCUCUCAUCAUCCAUGACCAUUAGCUAAGUGGGCUGAGGAUGAUGGGAGUUGUAUUCUAGCAUCUCAGGAUCCAAGAUCGAAGAACACUGGUCUAUGCUAACUUGCAGCAGCUGCCCAGGAUUUCAGACACUGGUCUCUCCCAACCCUGCUUGAAGAUUCUGGGGGCCGAACCCCAAAGAAAAUGCCCUACCACUGAGCUACAAUUUAUGGCGCAUUUGGCAAUAAGGGUGCCCACCACUGAGCUUAGAAAUACUUGCUCCAUAGUCCUCUGUUGACAUUUUUGACCUGUUGAUUCACCGGUGAUUGUAUUCAGCCACCAACAGGAUUAUUUACACAGCCAAGCCCCAGCUCAGUUCUUUAGCUGUGAAGAUUGGGUGUGGAGCAUUUUCACAGUGACAAUUGCUUGCAGCCACUGGGUACAGCAGAACAAUUACCACUUGUGUGCCUCUGAUAGUCAGGAGAACGUCAUAGGCCUUGCACCUUCAAAACCUCAGCAGAAAACAACAGAAUUUACCCAAGCAACAAAAGGAGAACUCACUUGGGGGUCACUUGGCCACGGAUGGCAUUGAGUGUAAAUAUCCUGUGGUUUUUCAUGAGUGAUGUAUGUGCAUCUCUUAAUACUUUGGAGUAGCAAUUCACAUGGAGAUGUUUCCAUUGCAGAACAGAGCUUAGGGUCCCAUCUUCAGAGCUCUGUCACAUGAUUCUUGUUUCUUGAUGGUUCUUGGUGGUUCAUAAUCUGCUCCUUCCACACCUUUUCUGAUCUCAAGAAGACUUAUUCCUGAGCACCAACCACUAGCAGUUGAGCAUCUCUUCGCAGCAAUAAUAUGCAUUCAGUCGUAUGGUAUGAGAGAUUCUCAAGUCCUUUUUGUGAGCAUCCCAUAGGCCUCUGGAUGGCCAUUCUGAGAACAAGAUGUUGGACUAAUCUUUUAUAACAUUACUUUCUGGUUGAAACCAAGUAGAUACAUUUUCCCGCAGCAUGGAUUUCAUGCCCUUCAUGCCAUCUAUCCCAGAAGCAGCUCCAGGUAAGCUCUCAACCAGCUCAUCAUCAGUGAGUCCCUCAAGAGGUUUCAGCUGCUACUCAAAUAUGCUAUCAUUUUUUCUUGCAAAGAAGAGCGAGUUUGGACCCAUGUACAGAAACCAGAACAAACCAGCUAAGCUCUCUGCACCAUCAGCAAAAGAGCUUCUCACAGCUGCCUCAGGGACCCUUGAGAUGGAUGUAAUUAUGCCACCUCAUACAUUGGUAUGAAAAUUAUGUCGCACAUCAAAGCUUACCAUCUCUCUGAGAAGAUUUCUGACCUAGCUGUUUUUCUAAGAUGGCUAUUUAUUUAUUUUUAAUACCAGGUGCUUCCAGAUUCCUCAGGUUUCAAAUCUGGAAGGACACUACCACCUCAAAUGACUUAAUGUUUAAACUGACCCAAGGAGAAUAGACUCCAUGAGACGGAUACUCGAUCCAGAGUUGUGGUUUCCACAACCGUGACUGGAUUACAUGCUAGUGUAUGUUGCUUAGCCCUCCUCAACUCCAUACAGUUCAUGUAAAAAUACUUGUUCUAAAGCUGGAUUUUAUUUUUAUCAUUUGGAGCGAAGAACUGCGUUGGAAAAUCUAGGCAAGUGGAAAGUGAGGAACAACGUUCUGAUUUGGAAGUAUAAUUUAAGUCUGGGAGGUCAGAAUCGGGUCCCUUCAGAUCAGAAUUCACAAAAGAUCAAAGUCCUCAAACUUCCCUAGGCGCCACAACCAUUCUGCUAGUCCAGAGUAUUUAGUGCUUGUUGCAAGCUGCACAGAAUAUCACUCUUUUUUUUACAUUUGCUGUGGAGGAAUCAGGAAGAACUCUGCAUGUGGGAAUUUGAGCAACUUCCGCCUUCUUGCAGAAGGAGGUUGAUGUGGGUGGUGCUUCUGUCACAGGAGGCGACCCUAGGUCCCAGGACGCCAUCUUUCCAAGUCAGCCAAAGCAGACCGCACUUCUCAACACGGGAGCCUGUUGAUCUGGUCAAGGGGUUUAUGAAUCGAUGCUUCCUGCUGUUUUCCCUUAAGCAGUUCCACUUUCACACAGUUGCAGAAAUUCGCUAUCAUGUCCUUUGCUGUCAUCCUGGCAGACAAUUUUUUUUAGGACUCGUGAGCUAUCAGCUGGUUUACUCUGCAUCCCCCAUCACCCCACCCCAUGCUGGCUUUGAAUGUGGGGCUAUUUUAGCCAUAGAUCUGAUUUCUCUUUUCCAUCUAUUGCAGUGAAACUUCACAGGGUAUUAACCGGGAGACUAUCCUUAAUAUUGUGUGGCUUAUGUCUGCCCCUCCUACAGUCUCUCAAUGUGUUUCGCACAGGUGAAAAGUGUUAAGUGUUAACUUGCAGUCUCCUGUCCGAGGGCCUUACAAGAGUCUUCCCAUGGACUUUAGCAUGUGUUGGCCUUUUCCAAAUUAAUGCCACACGCAUGCGUAUAAACUAAGGUGUGUGAUUGUGUGUUUGUGAGUGUGCACAGCUGUAUAAAUCCCAAUUAAAGGGAAUGCAAUGGGCUUUAGAAAGUGUUUUUAAUUUAUUUUUUAACAGGAUUUCUCAGAGGUGCAGCAUGGCUGCAGCAUAAACAGAGCCUGUCUGUUCUUUUGCACUGUAAUAUUGUCUCUUGUUUUAUUUAAGUGAUUGUGUGAUGCUUAUUCCCCGUCUCCUCUGGUUUUCAAAGUUUUCCUCUUUAGAAAAAAAGAAACCCACACAAAACAAUGUCACAGUUAUUUGCGCCAUUGCUUCUGGUCGAGAGAUUGAGCAGCAACCGUGCCUGUGUAGUCCAUUAAAAAGUUUAUUUUAAAUAAAAAUUAUAAACCUC
This is a messenger RNA of Podarcis raffonei (Aeolian wall lizard), 7385 nucleotides long. It is a transcript of the gene SHB, whose product is annotated as SH2 domain containing adaptor protein B. The record is from RefSeq and is a predicted model, not a curated record. The transcript is spliced from 6 exons. Bases 483 to 1979 code for a protein of 498 amino acids. Lineage: Eukaryota; Metazoa; Chordata; Lepidosauria; Squamata; Lacertidae. Gene Ontology annotation, molecular function: phosphotyrosine residue binding.